UUGUCUUAAUAAUACAUAAAUAAAAUUCGUAUAUCAUAUAUUUAUAACAGUGUUAUAUUUUUAGUUGUUCACUGUCAAUGUUGUUCUUAUUAAUACUAUGUUAUUUUUCUAGAUGUUAUACUCCUACAAAGAGAAAAAUUUCUUAGACAUUAUUAUUAGCAUUAUUAUUUUGACACCAAUUUUAUAUUGGAAGGAUACAGACACAGCCAAUGAUAAUGUUUGGGACGAUAGUGCAUUAAUAGAAGCAUAUGAUAAAGCAAUAAAUUUAGCAAAAGAAGAAGUUAUCAAGCGAAUGGGAAUGGAUGUUGGAAAUUCUCAACCGAAAGAAAACCUACAAAAUCUUAAGCAGCCUAAACACGCAAGUAAAUUACACAAGAAAUGGAUCAUAGGAGCACCUUGUCGUGCAAUAUACUCAGAGGAUGGAGAAAUUUAUGAAGCUAUAAUAUCAAAAAUUUACGAAAACAAUGGCACGUGUGUUGUAAAAUUUGUAGGCUAUGGUAAUACAGAGAAAGUCGAGUUGAGUUCUCUUUUAGAAUCAGAAGGUUUGCAAAGUCAAAUAGCACAACAAAAGAAAGCUUUGGAAGAGAAAUUCAAUGAAGAGAACGACGAGACUUGUGAGACUAAUUUUUCUACAAAUGUAAAUUCGAAAAAAUAUAAUGUAGAAAAAAUGGAUUGUGCACAUCACUUCAUAUCGGGACCAUCUUUCAAUUCGAUGACUGAUAUAAUGCCACCUGCACCUCCUUUACCACCAUAAUUAAUGGCCGAGUAAGUACAAUUUAAAAAUUCUAAUGAAAUGCUGAAUACUUCUAAUAUUAAUAAGUAAUUUGGAAUAAGUUUAACAUUUUAUUUGGAAAAAAAAAAAUACGAAAUUUUAAUAAAAUGUACUAGAUUACCAGAUAAUGAUACAGACGCACUUUCAAGUAUGUUGAUGUCAUGGUAUAUUAGUGGUUUUCACACAGGUUAUUAUCAUGGUUUGAAACAAGCAAGAAACAAUCAAGAGAACAGGAAGAAGUGUUGAUUAUAUCAAUUUUUUCAAUAACAAUAUAACGAUAAUAUAAGAUAUAAUAAAAUAUAAAACUCAUUGUAUUUAUUUACUUCAAUUAUUUGAAAUAAAGAACAGCUUUAUUUUCAUAUAA
Molecule: messenger RNA, 1136 nt
Organism: Bombus huntii
Lineage: Eukaryota; Metazoa; Arthropoda; Insecta; Hymenoptera; Apidae
Product: survival motor neuron protein-like
Exons: 5
Coding region: 113-754 (213 amino acids)
Biological process (GO): mRNA processing
Cellular component (GO): nucleus; cytoplasm
Molecular function (GO): RNA binding
Source: RefSeq, a predicted model, not a curated record